UUGAUGGGUCCCGCCAGCCAGCGGCCUUCCUGGUCAGACAGAGUCAGUACCGCACGAGACGCCGAGGCUGGAGGACGUCUCUCCGGGGCGCUCUUCGUAAAUCCUGUCUUUCUGCAUCGCACGAGGCUCGGUUGACUGACAGAAUCACAUCUAGUCGUCGACACGCCUUCCUGCGAAGGGCUAAGCUGGAGCGACUCAGUGGUCGUCUCGAAUUUUGGACUUGUUCCGAGCAGUGGGAGUUUUUCUGGCGAAUUUUUUUGGAAAUUUGAACUUGUUUUCGGCCGAAUUUUUUUUUUCUUUUCUGUGAAUCGACUGUAAACGAUAUCGAACGCAAAAGGAUUGGUUGGUUACGAGGGCGAGACGGACAGUGAAAUAAUGGAAGAGAAAUUUUAAAAACUUGGACAGUGAAUUUAAAAAAAAAAAAAAAAAAAGUGAAUACCGAAAAAUCAACAGUGGAUAACCAUCUGCAGAACAGAAGUGAAAAACUUUUAAUUUGGAAACAUUUUUGUUUUGAAAACUCCAUAGAAAUAAAAUAGUGAGGAAUAAAAUUCCAUCAACUUAUAAGAAUAAAAACUACAUUACUCAAUAACCAUGAAACUUUUUACAUCAUUUUCUCGAGGAAAACCCUACCCCUGAAGUCACUGAUCACAUCCACCAGUACAGUUUUAAAUUCCGUUAACUUCAGCGAAGGAAAAAUGUGGACUAUUGACAAGUUGCUGUUAAUAGUGCUCGCAGCACAGCUAGUGAAUAGCCAAGGAGGACUGAAGCUAGUCAACAAUGGGUAUGAGGGACUAGCAGUGGCCAUUACGAACGACAUACCCCAAGAGCACUGCAACCAAGUCAUUCACGGGCUGAAGAGUGUGCUCAGGGAAUUCUCAAACAUCUUAUGGACAUCCACCGAAGGUCGAGCCUUCCUUCGUCAGGUCACAGUUGCCCUCCCCCCCACCUGGAGAACUGACUCCCUUACAUGUUCCCUCCUCACCCCUGUCACUCCACUGUCAGUACCAAUAGACAGCCAUGUCCACGUCACUUCCGCCCACCCGGUUUUUGGUGUGAGACCCUGGACUCAGCAGAGCCAGGGAUGUGGACAUCAUGGAGACUACAUCCAACUCGGUGGCGACCUUCUAAGAGCGACGACAAACAACACCUAUGAUCAUGUGGCUCAACUCCUCAUGGCUGAGUGGUCGAAGUUCCGAUGGGGCGUGUUUGAGGAGAGGGGAUACCCUGAUGAUCCGCUAUACCCACUGACAUACAGGGAUCCAACAACAAACAAUCCCGUGCCCAAUAGGUGUACCACAAGGCAAAAUCCAAUAGUACCUUUCUGUCCUACUGCAUCACACAAUCCUGAGGCUCCUACAAAGCACAAUGCUCAGUGCAUAGGGAGGUCUGCCUGGGACAUUAUUGAACACUCUGAGGACUUCAAUAAUGGAAGCAAUAAGAUAACAAAUGGUACAGCACCUCAGAUGCCAUCGUUCACAUUUGUGCAAGAAGCACCCCCACGUUUUGUUUUCGUAGUAGAGGACACUGCUGUCAUGAAUCUCCAACAGAGGUGGGAGUUUGUUCGGAAAGCUGUACGCAGAGUCAUGGUUUACGACGUGCCUGACGGCGCUCAUGUUGCCUUAGUCAUUUUCAACUCACAGGCUAAAACUACUGCACCUUUAAUGAAAAUGGAAUCUAUGUCCGAUGUUCGACAACGCGUUGGCUCUUCUCUUCCCAGAAAUCCAUCGCCUGUACCAGAGAGCAACAAAUGUAUUCUUUGUGGCUUCCAACAAGGUUUGAGAGCCCUUAAUAUUGAUUCUCCUGGUACUGCUGGAUCUACAGUCAUACUAGUAACUACUGGCAAAGGCACAGCUUCCCAAGACGAAUUGGAUGAAAUGGAAAGACUAGCGAAACAACACAGAGUAAGAGUUGAGGCUGUCAUUUACCCAGUUACUGAGAAUCGAGGUACAGCCACUACUACGCAUGGCCUGGAGUCUCUUAUCAAGGCCACUGGAGGAUCAUCUUUCACAGUUAUGGAUGAAGGAGUGGGUAACGACUCAAAAGUUAACAUGAUGGUUGCCCUCAUGAAUGCAUUAUUUUCAGCAGUACGCCACAGCUCUUUGCCAGGCACAUCCAAGGUUCCGGUCCUAAUCCACAGCUAUGCAUAUCCUGGUGGAAUUGCAUCUAUGGCAACUGGUUCUUUCAAUCUGGAUGACUCCCUUGGUCCAAGUGCCCGCUUUUCAGUCUUUUAUUAUGACCUUAACCAUGUUGGUAACACAGUGCAGCUUACUUCACCUUCAGGUCAAACUAUUGCUUCAGUGAAUAUGCAAGAAGAUGGUGAUGCUAAUGUGAUUUUUGUUAAUAUCCCUAAGGCAGAGCGUGGCAUAUGGACAUAUCAAGUGGAGAACAGAGCUGAUUCCCACCAAGGCCUUCACAUUCAGGUCGUAGCCACAGAAAGUGAGGCUCGUCAGAUUAGCAUUAGGCUCUGGACAAGUAGCGAUCAGUCCAUAAUCAACAUGACUGAUUCAAUGACACCAGUGAGGGUUUAUGCAGAGGUAAAGGAUGGACUGGUGCCAGUACUAAAUGCCAGAGUUACAGCAAGGUUACAGAGGCUUGGUACUAACACAACAGGAAGCAACUACAAUUCCAUCGUUGUUGAGCUUUUUGAUAAUGGAUUUGGAGAUCCAGAUAUCACUGGAGGAGAUGGUGUGUACUCCCGUUACCUUCCUGCACUUAAGGGAGCAUCAGGCCACUAUGAGCUCAGUGUAACAGCUGACAACAACAAUGGUCUGGCCCACUCUCCAGUUACUGAUGCAUUCCCAGGCCGUACUUACUCAGAGAGAGACAAAAUUACAUGUUGUGGUAGCAGAAUAAAAUAUGAAUACAUAAAACCAGUGAAUGCCUUCCAAAGAUCAACAGUCUAUGGUGUUUUGGAUAUAGUCUCUCCAAAUAAUGGCAUUGAUAUUGUUCCUCCAAACAGAAUUUUGGACCUACGAUCUCACGUUAACCAAACAUCAAGGGAAGUUUCGCUUCGAUGGACAGCACCUGGGGAUGACUAUGACUGGGAUCGUGCUUAUCACUAUGAAGGUGUCCUGGCCAACUCUUGGGCAGAAGCUAAGGCAUUUAGUGGAGAACGUAUAAGUGGUAUGCCAGGACCAGUGCUUGUGGGUACUGAACAGUCACUUAUACUUCAAAUUGACAAAUAUGAACAAACAAUUUACGUAGCCAUCCGUGGAGUGGAUGAAGCUGGAAACCGGGGAGGAGUUAGUAACAUUGCCUCCUUCUGGCUUCCAACUCCACCCACAACACCCACUGUUGUUACAAGUCCCAAAACACUUGAACCUACAAUAAACUUGGCUCAGCCUCUUGGCCAUGAAGUUUUUCAGCCAGUUAGAGUUGCAGGUCUUAGCCUUGAAGAUGUUGCUGUCAUAAGUGGAUCCGUGGUUGGAUUUUUAAUAAUAAUGGCAGCACUAACUACAUUCUGUUACUGCCAUGUGGCUCGUCAUCGGCGCCAACAGCACAAAAAGGAUCAAGAAAGAAUGGAAGGUAACCGCAAUGUUAUGAUUAAGACAAACUCCACACUUAUGGUAGGAGAUGAGGGACAAGAUUCUGUAGACAGUGCAGUGAAAGAAGAAGCUGGACUUUCAAAAGAUGGACGUCCGAUCUCUCCCAUGCAGUCAUGGGGUGCUUCAAAAUUACUACAGGAACAUGAACGCCGAAUUUCCGUGACAAGUGGUCCUAACAUGGAAGUAUCAGGAUCCUUAUCUCACUGUCAAAAUUUCCAAGAUCCCUUCCCUGAUGUAACUCUGAUUUCAACUCAUCCUUAUCCGACAGCACAAACCCCAUCAACAACCCAUUCUGACCCUCCUGCCUACCAUCCAACUUAUCUACCCGAGCCCCACCCUUCUUACUCCUAUCCGUACCACCCCGGAUACAGCCACGAAGAACUACCCCCCUACACACCACCUGGACAACCAUCACAAUCGUCUCAGGCUUCUACUGUAUACACUCAGGAAAUUGGUUCCCAACCAUCUGAAAUGUCUUACCAAAGUGAUCCAUCGAAUUACCCAACAGAGAUGCCAUCCAUCACAGCAGAAAUACCUUACUGUCAAGCCCCACCGCCAAUGUAUAUUCCCUACCCAGAGCAAGCAUCGUUCAUGCCUCAUGCUCCCGUGCAGGUAAAGGUGCCUCCUCCAGUAGCACCCAAGCCCUCUGCCUCGGCCCGAGCCGCAGCAGUGGCAUCCCCAACGGCAUCGGUGGAGCCCAAACGCCGCAACGUGACGCAGGUGUAGUGUAAUCCACAGCAGGAAGAUUUCCAACUCCUUAAAUCUAGGAAAGCUUUGUGUGUGUAUAUAUACGACUAUCAUCUGCCAAUUUCCAAGCUCCUUUACCUCUCGGACUGACUUUUAUAUGGUUUUUUAAAUGUACAAUAACUGUUGUCAAUACAAAAUAGAGUGUCGUCUUAGACAGGCGUUUAAUGUUGUGCAUACAAUUGUUGGCUGUAAGCUUUGCUCAGAUCUAGUCAUAAAUGUGUAGUUCGCUGUUGAAAAUGAUCAUAAAAACUUGAGGUGAUCUUCGUUUGGAAAGAAACGCUGUGAGUCAAGCAACGUCGAGUUGCAUUCACGGGAUGCCAAUUCGUGAGUCAUUAUAACACGGAUUUAGCACGAACUUUGACCUGCAUUUGUAGUUAUCGAUACAAUCCUCAAAUAUGUGAAAAGAAAAACUCGAGGAAACAGAUACCAGUCUUUACACAUCAUCACUUGCUUGCAGCAACGAAUGGUGUGGUAUUGCAAACUAAAGAAAAAUUUCCUUAGAUGUAACUACAGAACUCAAAGAGUGCUUGUUUCCAACCCAAGACGACUUCUCUCCUUAAAUGCUCUUCAAUGUUUAUUCUUGAGCGAUCUCCGAGUAUAAACACUACCAUUUUCAAAAGUGAAGGACAGCCGAGUUAACAUUAAAGCGAUGUUUUGAACUUGUGUGUAAGGAAAAAUCCAGUUUGAAAAUGUACUAAAAUCCAGUUUGAAAAUGUACUAAGACUUGACUUUAGAGUUUCCAGGAAUAAAGAACACUGUGAGGUAAAUAAUAAGUUAUUUUAUAAGUGAAAAUUUCCGAAGGAAUAUCUAACUUAACAAGGUCUCGGGAUCCUUACACGCAUCUCUUAACUAAUCAAUUAAUUAAACAAAAUGUGAUUGCUUAAUUAACUGAUUACAGUUUCUACAUCACAUUGGUGUCAGCGUUUGAUGUUGUGAAGUAAUGAACUUCGUUCCCAUGAAGAACCGAUGGUAUAUGUUGGGAGGAAAAAAAAAGUUCAUGUGUUUGGAAAAACGAUCUGGAACUUUUCAAAUAUUAAUGAUUUAAUUUCAGGAAAUCGCAUUUGGAACCUCUUAGUGAUAAUACUUGAAAAUACUGAAAAAAGAAUUUUGACUCUGAAUUUUAUAACGAAAUUUUAAAAAUGAUGUACGACAAAAUAUUUAGCUGAAUACUGAACAAAAUAUUUUUUAACUGGGUAACUUGCAAAAACUAUCUGCAUCAUAUGCAAAGGUUUAAAAUAAGAAAACAUAAAGAUACCCUUGAAAAACAGAUAAGUGUAGAUAUUGGUGUCAAGGUAUUUAAAAAAUAACGUACCAGUGAUGAAAAAAAGAAACCUGACCAGUACCUCAGAUAAACAUUAACAUUUUAGAAAAAAAAGAGAAGAUUUUAGAUAAAAACUAAAACCUUACUUAUCACAUCAGAGUGAGUUCAAAGAGAGUGUAUAUAUAUAUAUAUAUAUAUAUAUAUUAUAAUAUAUAUAUAUAUAUAUAUAUAUAUAUAUAUGUAAUGAUGAAGAGCUUCAAAAAUUCCAGACAUUCCUUCUGAGAACAUCUUUUGAACAUGAACGAUUGAUGUUGUAGUGGUAAAACAGAUAAAAUAGAUUUUAUGUACGUAGAAGUAACCUUUUUUCCGAUUCCAAACCGAUCUCAUUAUAUCUUGUAUAUCUG
Messenger RNA from Macrobrachium nipponense, 5957 nucleotides. RefSeq names its product calcium-activated chloride channel regulator 1-like. The coding region runs from base 696 to 4271 and encodes 1191 amino acids. The record is from RefSeq and is a predicted model, not a curated record. The transcript has 4 exons. NCBI's taxonomy places the organism in Eukaryota, Metazoa, Arthropoda, Malacostraca, Decapoda, Palaemonidae.